CCGCGGGUGCAUCACGCCGACUGCCGGCAAUUAAAAAUAGAAAAACAAAAACGGAAGAUAAAGAGAAAGAUAAGAAAACACACAGAGAUAAAGAUAGAGAUAGAGAGAGAGAGGAACGUCGAAGGAUCUGAGGAAAACAGCCGGACGACGACCGUCUGGGAUCUCCGGUUCAUCGAACUCGCGUGAAACAUCACGCCGCGACUCUACGGAGUACUCGUGGCGCGACACAUUUUUGGACUUGUUUAUAUUUUUCAUUUUUUUCUCAACGCCGAUGUCGACAGAAUUCCAAAGUGAUAGCGAGCUGUCAAGUAGGGAGCGUUUUUGACUGUAUCGUGAAUUCUCGUGCGGGAAAUCCAAAGUGACUGUGAAAACUAAAUUGACCGUGGCGAGAAGGACAAAAGUGACUGGUUGUUGCUGCGUGUCGACGCGACUGUUUUCGGUUUCGCGAACAGAUUUCGUCUGAUUGCGGGACAACGCGACGAUACAACUGUCAAUCGCGAAAAUUCCCGCCGAGAACAGACACGCAAACGUUCUUCCGCACCUGUGCACGCGGAUAUCGUUCCGGUCAGUUAGUCGCUCAAUCGGCCGGCCGCAUCAGCUCCGCGGUGUCAUAUGUCGCGCGUAUUCUCCACGGUGGUGAAGAAUGCGGUGCAGUCGCGUACAAGCGUGAUCGACGGAGAACAUGAGGACCGACGCUAGUUGACGAACAAGUGUUCGCACAUAUCGCGGUGUUUCAGGUGCGCGACUUGUCGGAUAACGCGUCCAGACGCAUAAACAAGACACACGUCACGUUAGUUGGGAAGGAAAGGAAGGUGAGAACAGUGCUUAAGAUACACGAAAAAUCUCGGAUGGACUCUCUCGCGGGAGGCGAAAACGCGCGGCGGAGGUGAGAGGGAGGAGGGCGGAAGCGUGACGACGGCCGAGAUCAGGAUCGCGUCCUUUGUCCUGUUGUUCUGCCACCGACGUGCGCUCGUCGCUUCCUCCUUCCUCAUCUCGUUCCCGCGGAUGUGAUCCAGGAGUCCGGAAGAAAACAACCUGGUCGGUUUAUCUUGGUCCCGGGCGCGCAACAACGACAGCAACAACCCCCCGUUCCGUCCUGGUCGCCCGAAGCUGAGGGCUCGUUUCUUGAGAAACAGUGACGCUACGUGACGAGAGUCGAAAAUCGCGAACGCCACCAUGAGGAUCAAAAUGCCCGCGGUCAGGAUCGCGCAAGCGGAAACCUCGCAAAGUGCCACGUCCCCAGACACCGUCCAAUGUGGGGGGUGCAGGGCGUCCUACCCCCUCGGCGAGAUCGUCCGGUUCAUCGAGCACAAGGUCAACCACUGUCGGAGCACUCUUCAGGGCUGCCACAGUCCACCGGCGACGGCUGCGCCAGAGGACUCAGACCCAGAAGAUGCCCUCACUCUGAAGGCCGCGGACCCGGACUCGAAGCUGAAUUCGGUUCCCAGCAUCUCGGCGCCCAUCAACAAGAGAAGCAGUCGACUGGAGAGCCCGCCAACACCCCAGGGCCCGGGACCGGAUACCGGAAGUCCGAUCGAUCUUAAGGCGAGCGCCAGCUCGACGCCAAAGAGACGGACAGAGGACGAAAAAGAGGAUCUUCCGAAGAAACAAAAGACCGAGUCUGUGGAUGCCGACACAAAUACAGUUAAUUCCGAGCCAAGGUGGCUGCAAUGCUCACAGUGUUCCCGGCGGCUCUGCUCGGCGUGGGAGCUGGUUCAGCAUGUACAGAGCAUGCACGGCGCCCGCCUCUAUUGCUCCUCCUCCUCGUCGACGAACUCGUCGUCAAAUACUCCGGCGCCGAGUCCACCGACGCCUACACCGACGCACGCGCACCAUCUCAGCCCGCCAAAUCACUUGAACUUGAGCGGCAAGUCCACCGGAAGUUCUUCAGCGGCGAAUUCGUCCGGCGGCACAAACACAAGCGGAAGUAGCAGUGGACGACAACAGCUUCAAAGCUCGGCAUCUUUGAUGGGCGAACCUCUCCAUAAUUUCUUGAGACUGCCCCAGCCUUUGGAUCGAAAUUUUCCACCUAUGUUCAGGCCAGAUUUUCUCACAUUGAAUCCUUUAGCAGGAUACAGAGGUCUCCAGGAGUUGCAGACAGCCACGCGAAAUCUGCAGAACCUGGGCGAUCCGCUUCGCGGUAUAGACGGCUUGAAUCUGGGUGACCCGUUGGUACGCAGUUCAUUGGACUCUCUAAACAAUGCCCGAAACUUAGCAAAUUUGGCAGAGUUGUCGCAUGGUCGCGGUCUUGCCGGUCAAGCACACCCACCUCCACUCGAAGCGAACCUGGAUUUUUACUCAGCGCGCCUAAGGAGCCUCGCUAAUCCGUCCUUAGGCGCGGCUCCAUCUACACCUAGCGGUAACCCUACGACAAAUCCUCCUCCCCCACCAGUACCUCCGGUACCACCGGUUCCAGUCGCCAGCAGUGUUCAGCAGCAGCAGCAGCAACAGCAACAACAAUCCCAACCGCCACAACCGCAGUCUCAUCCUCAAUCAGUGGAACCGCCUAGUCCGGCCUCGGCCAAUCCCACAAAUCUGACCCACAGCGUGGGUCACCAGAAAGAAACCUCGCCACCUUGUUACAGUCAAAGCCCAGUAGGUCAUCAUAACAAUAACAACUCAACGGAUAGUGAGAAAACUAGUCCGCCUGUAGCAUCCACGCCAAUAAUCACCGAUGCAUCGUCAGAAACAGUAUAUACGUGCGAGGUCUGCGAUAAAAAAUUUCGUUUCCAAUCGAACCUGAUCGUUCAUCGCCGCAGUCAUCGAGACAAGGAGAGAUAUCAGCAGCAAGAAAAUACGCAAGACAGCCAGAGUACGCCAACGAGGUGCGAAGUGUGCGACGUCGAGUUGGCAAGUUACACAGAACUGAGAAAGCACAUGAGGAAGGAGCAUCAGGAGCACAUAAAUUCAGCUGCUAGUCCUCAAGGCAGCGUCGAGACAGUGCCGGAUGAUGGGUCUAGUUGUGAUGAGAACAUGGAUCUAGAUGAAAUGGAGGAGAAUGAGCCGAAGACCGAGCGAGAAGAUACGGAAGAGAACACACCGGAAGAUUUGAGUACUACUCAAGGACAGAGUAGCGAAGAGAGCGGAGGACGAGUGGAUAAACCAGCCAGUCUGGUGGGAGACCUAAUGGAAAAAUUUGGCUUGAGCAACAUCGCUCAGUAUUCAGAAGCAUAUCGACAGGCUCUUCAAGAGAAUCAUCGUAGUGGUUUUCUCAAAACCGAAUCGCCGUGCAACCUUGCCAACUCUCUGAAUAAUAACAAAGAAAAGGAAAGCGCUUUGUCGCCUACAAAUUUUAAUUCUUCAACAACACCGAACAUUUUUUCCGGUCAAGGAUUUCCCAGAUCAUCGGGGCCGGAUUUUGGAAGUCUCUGGCUACACAGUCCGCAUUAUUUAGAAAAUAACGAGUUUCGUAAAGCAUCCAAGGCCACAACAUCUACCUUAGCGCUUCAGGGUCUGCCGAGUCCGUUGCUGAAGAAGGAACGAAGUGGUCGGAACGAUACUUGUGAGUACUGCGGUAAAGUAUUUAAAAACUGUUCGAAUUUGACGGUUCACAGACGGUCGCAUACAGGCGAGAAGCCGUACAAGUGCGAACUUUGCUCGUACGCUUGCGCUCAGAGCUCGAAACUUACCAGGCACAUGAAAACUCAUGGUCGUCACGGCAAGGAUACGUAUAAGUGUCGCUUUUGCGAUAUGCCGUUUUCGGUGCCUAGCACGCUGGAGAAACACAUGAGGAAGUGCGUGGUGGUGGUGCAGCAAGGUCCUAAACUCGACAUACCGUAUCCGGUGAUCAAAGAUGAGGACUCUUCGCUCAGUAGCAAGGAUACUUGAUCCUGGAACGGAAGCCUACCGCCAAUCCCGCCGCUAUGGCCGCACAGGCCGCCUUAUCCGGUAUACUGAAGGUGGAGAUUUUCUUCCUCAGGGACUUCGAGAGAAAGAGAGACACACGAUGAACAACUCCGAGUUGCGCAAAGUCGAGUCAAUCUCGACAUUUACAACAUAUAAAGAAUCUCUCUCGACGCGAAAUGUCCGAGGUCACCUCUCGGGAUUAGGAGAGGUGGUAGGUCGAUGCGUGAUCUCGAGAAUGUCCGUUUCAACGGCCUGGAAAUGGCCGUGUAAACAUUUGAUGAAUCACAAGAAGCAACGAAAUAUGUGACGGAAUCUCGCUCGCGCGAGAACUGCACGAACAAUACAUAAAAAAAGAACAGGUGAUACAAAAUUAAGGAAAUUGCGUAUACAAAGAGAAGAUACUCGAUAAGAAAUCGCACUCUGCGCGACUUUAAUUCACUAGAAAACGAACGAAUGGUUACCAGUUUACGAGUCUCAGCACAGCUAUUUAAAAUAUAUAUCGCUAUAAAUAGUUAUAAAUAACGAGAAAAGACAUUAUAAAUAUAA
This is a messenger RNA of Pseudomyrmex gracilis, 4392 nucleotides long. It is a transcript of the gene Cph, whose product is annotated as B-cell lymphoma/leukemia 11A. Gene Ontology annotation, biological process: regulation of transcription by RNA polymerase II. The transcript is spliced from 3 exons. Bases 1177 to 3828 code for a protein of 883 amino acids. The record is from RefSeq and is a predicted model, not a curated record. NCBI's taxonomy places the organism in Eukaryota, Metazoa, Arthropoda, Insecta, Hymenoptera, Formicidae. Gene Ontology annotation, molecular function: RNA polymerase II cis-regulatory region sequence-specific DNA binding; DNA-binding transcription factor activity. Gene Ontology annotation, cellular component: nucleus.